GGUGUUUUUGCUCUUUUCUUUCUCUAAUGCGAGACAACUCACUUGAGUUCUCAAUUAGAAAAAAUGUUACUUAUAAUGCAUCAAACCUGGAGAAAAUAUUGACAAAAAGUGGAAAUAUAUACAUUUGAGAUAGCAAAGAAUAGUUGGGUACUUGGGUAGAGGACAUUAAUAACUCCUCUUUCUUACAACUUCCACUAACAAACUAUAAAGUUACCCAAAUUACAAUAUUGAAUUCAACACUUAACUAACAAACUUUCAAUUUCCCACCUUUUCCCGCCCUCAAUAUCCGCCAUGACAACCAUGGCAAACACCUUGUGGGUUUCUCUUCUUCCUCUUCAAAAUAAAAAACAAAAUACCCUCAAUCAUAUUAAUAUUCCUAACUUAUUCUCCAAACCCAUAUCAAUUACAAUUCCAAAAUCAUCAAAUUUCAUCUUAUCAACCCCUGUUAAAACCUCAGUUGUGCUGAAUAAAGCAAUGUCUACCGAAUUUGCCGAUUGCAAUCACAAAAUUCGACAUUUUUGCGAAUCAGGUAAGCUUUCAGAAGCUGUAGAUUUGCUCUGUAGUUCACCAGCAUCGGAAUUGGAAUUGGGUACUUAUUGUUUAGUUCUCCGACGUUGUGCUGAGCAAAAAUCAUUGCGUGAGGGUCGUCGAGUUCAUUCAGUCAUUUCGUCGAACAGUUGGAAAGCAGACAGUGAUUUGGGUGCAAAAUUAGUGUUUAUGUAUGUGAAUUGUGGAGAUUUAGUAGAGGGUAGGAAAAUCUUUGAUGAAAUUGCCAAUGAGAAGGUUUACUUGUGGAAUAUUUUGAUCAAGGAGUAUUCGAAAGCCGGCGAGUUUAAGGAAGGUGUAUAUUUGUAUAACAAGAUGAAGGAGUUUGGUGUUGAGCCUGAUUCAUAUACAUUUUCGAGUGUUUUUAAGUGUUUUUCUGGAUUAGGGUUUUUGGAGGAAGGUGAAAAGGCUCAUGGGUGUUUGUUGAAAUUGCAUUUAGGUGGUAAUACUGUGGUGGUGAACUCGCUCAUUAGUUUUUAUUUCAAGUUUGGGAGGGUUGAAAGUGCGCAGAAGCUGUUUGAUGAAUUGCUUGACCGAGAUGUUGUAACAUGGAAUUCUAUGAUUAGUGGGUAUGCGUCGAAUGGAUGUCAGUGGAAGGCAAUCGAGGUCUUCCCGCAAAUGAUUUGUACUGGUGCAUCGCCCAACUCAACGACGGUGAUUUGUGUUCUUGCAGCUUGUGCAGAUAUUGCUCUCCUCAGGUUUGGUAAAAUGCUUCAUGGUUAUGCAGUGAAAACUGGUUUUUAUCAGGAUCUGACUUUUAACAAUACAUUACUUGAUAUGUAUUCGAAAUGUGGCUAUUUAGAUUGUGCUAUUAGAGUUUUUGAAAAUAUGGAUGAUCGAAAUAUUGUGUCAUGGACUUCCAUGAUGGGUACAUAUGCACGAGAAGGUCAUUCUGAUGCUGCUGUGAAGUUGUUUCAUGAAAUGAAAAACAAGGGUAUUAGACCUGAUACAUUUGCUAUGACUACUGUGUUAAAUGCUUGUGCAUCGAGUGGAUUGUUGGGUGAUGGGAAGGAGGCACAUGAUUAUAUCAAAAAGCACAAUAUGCUGUCAGAUAUAUCAGUCUGUAAUGCUCUGAUGAACAUGUAUAUAAAAUGUGGAAGCAUGGAGGAUGCAGAAUUAGUAUUCAGUCAGUUGCCUGUGGUAGACACAAUAUCCUGGAAUACUAUGAUUGGUGGUUACUCAAAGAAUGGCCUUCCUAAUGAAGCUCUGAGUUUAUUUCUUCAAAUGCAACGUGAAUUGAAACCCGAUGGUAUAACCAUAUCUUGCAUAUUACCUGCUUUUGCAAGCCUGGCAGACUUGGAAAGGGGCAAACAAAUCCAUGCCUACGUGCUCAGAAACAGGCAAAUUUCUGAUCAGUAUGUUGCUAAUGCACUUGUUGACAUGUAUGUGAAGUGUGGGCAUCUAGCCUUUGCAAGAUUAGCAUUUGAUAUGAUUCUUAGCAAGGACUUGAUAUCAUGGACUAUAAUGAUUGCCGGAUAUUGUAUUCAUGGACUUGGUAGUGAAGCUAGUUUCACCUUUAAUGAGAUGAGAAGUGAAGGGAUUGAACCAGAUGAGAAUUGCUUCACAUCUAUAUUAUAUGCCUGUGUUCACUCAGCAUUGCUUGAUGAAGGAAAGAGAUUUUACCUCAUAAUGGCAAAGGAAUGUAAAAUUGAGCCCAAGCUGGAGCAUUACAUUUGCAUGGUUAAUCUCCUUGCUAAUGCUGGUAGGUUGACAGAAGCAUAUAAGUUCAUCGAAAGUAUGCCACUGAAGCCUGAAGCUGCUGUUUGGGGUGCUUUACUUCAAGGUUGCAGGGUACACAAUAAUGUCAAACUAGCAGAGAAGGUGGCUGAACAUAUCUUUGAGCUUGAACCAGAUAACGCUGCAUACUAUGUGCUUGAAAAUAUUUACGAAGAUGCCAAAAUGUGGGAGAAGGUUGAAUGGUUAAAGAACAGAAUUAGCCAUCUUGGACUGAAAAAGAAUAAGGUUUGCAGCUGGAUUGUAGUUAAGGAGAAGGUCCAAAUCUUUUUGGCAGGAAAUCCUGCUGCACACCCAGAGUUCAAAAAGAUUGACACAUUCUUAAAAAAACUAAGAACUAUGAUGAAGAAUAAAGAUUUCUCUGAAACAGCAAAAUACACAUUGAGUAAUGCAGAGGAAGUGAAGAAGGAAGUAUCUCUUUGUGGACACAGCGAGAUGUCAGCUGCGGCCUUUGGAGUGUUAAAUUUGGAACCAGGGAAGUCCAUACGUGUCACAAAGAACUCAAAAGUCUGCCACGAAUGCCAUGAAACAGCUAAGUUCAUGUCAAAAGCUUGUCGUAGAGAAAUUCUCUUAAGAGAUUCUCGGCGUUUCCACCAUUUCAAGGAUGCGCGUUGUUCUUGUAAGGGUUAAUGUCAAGGAGGCUAUAUUAGAAAAUUCUCAACAUACUAAAUAUGCCUACAGAUCUAUUUCUUCUACGAGCUGCUGGUCUAUGUAGAAUCUAGAGUACACGGGAUCAUUUUCUCUUACUUUUUUCUUACACAUCCCUGGAUUUUGGAGCUCUCAGCAUAAUACAUAAAUAUUAGAAUCAGCCUACAUUGAUCAGCAUUCAGGAGUCUUCAAUGAUACAACUGAAAACGUGAAACAGCUGCAAUUUGUCUGCACAUACUUGGCAAUAAUCUUCCGAGGAACUAUUUGGCAGAGAAGCCGUUACAUAAAAAGGUGUAAUUUGUCUCUCUGCAGCAAUAUUAUUGUUUAGAGGCUGAUAACUGAUAGCCUGGCCUUGCUGUCUGAGAUGUAGGAUCACAUGAAUCUCUUCUUGGUAAUUGAUUAGUCAUGUUGAUAACUCUGUUUUUUAGUGGAUAUAAUUCAUUUGAGUUGUUCAUUAGUUGACAAGUUUAAUACGGCCAAGUGGUUAUGGAUGCCGCAGCCCCGUCACAUGCCAGUUUUUUACGGAGUAUUUUAUUGCUUCUUUUACGACCUUUUGAUAAUUACUC
Chenopodium quinoa (quinoa) is the source of this 3494-nucleotide messenger RNA. Its product is annotated as pentatricopeptide repeat-containing protein DOT4, chloroplastic-like. Gene Ontology annotation, biological process: RNA modification. Lineage: Eukaryota; Viridiplantae; Streptophyta; Magnoliopsida; Caryophyllales; Amaranthaceae. Bases 292 to 2910 code for a protein of 872 amino acids. The transcript has a single exon. The record is from RefSeq and is a predicted model, not a curated record. Gene Ontology annotation, molecular function: protein binding; zinc ion binding; RNA binding.